AUGCCGCCUCGCCCUCAUGAUCCCUUCAACGACGCACCGCGGCGUCCCACUUCACGCGCAACAAGCCGCUUGCACGACACUUACAGCUCCGGCGGCCACUCCUUGCGGGCUAAUACGGCCGCGCGCAGCCUCUUUGCCCCAGCACUGUCAAGACGUCCCACUACGAGCGGCCCCUCUUCAACGCAUCUGAAUGAAUUAGUCCUUGAGGACUCGGAUGAUGCGGGAGACAGGAUGAGCAGACGUGCUGCUGCUGCUAGUAGGGCAACCCGGACCAGACGAGCCAGAGCAGCUACUGAAACGACCAUCGAACCUGACGAAGAGAACCAGCCUGAACCUCUUCGGNNAGACAUGGUAGUCAGAGACGAACGGGGCAAUUAUCUACACGAGGUACCUGCUCUGGGAGAGCAUACGAAUAGCGCAGAGGAUGAAGGUAUGACAGUCGAUUUGGUCUUCGAUCCGACUUCUACUAAUGCCCANGAAGACCUCGAAGAACAACGACGUUUAACAGCUCUUGUGCAAGAGUAUUGGGCAUCUGGGGCUGCCGCUGGCGGUGGUAGGAACAGCAAGAGGUGGGAUGAGCAUGAAGUCAUGACUCGACUACGGGACUCUGUGGGCAAGGCACUCAUCAACGAGCAGUGGAGGUAUGAGCCCAGCGACUACAUGAAGGCAUUAUUGGUCGAGAACCAUGGACGUGUCUAA
This is a messenger RNA of Aureobasidium musti, 699 nucleotides long. NCBI's taxonomy places the organism in Eukaryota, Fungi, Ascomycota, Dothideomycetes, Dothideales, Saccotheciaceae. The record is from the annotation of a GenBank genome assembly.